AGUGUGUGUGUCCUAUAGUGCAGUCAUCUGUCAGAGACACUGAACACACACGUCCAGCUUCUGUUUUGGCUUUGGGACUUCAAUUAACUUUAAACUUGUUAUCACAAGAACUUGGAAUUAAUCCCUUUCUGUUUUCUCUUUCUGCUUGGUUUUAUUUUAUGGUCAUUUUUGGACUUAUUAUGGAGAAUUAAAAUGGUGAGAAAGAAAAAACUGCUUGUGUUUGAAACUUGUGGAAGCAUGUUGUGGGAUGGAUAGACAACAACAAAGCUCUAGUAUGGCCUCUAAUGACCCUGCUGAUCCCUCUGGCGACCCCCAACCAGGGGACCUCAUUGAGAUCUUCAGACCAGCCUAUCAGCAUUGGGCACUCUACCUGGGAGAUGGUUAUAUCAUCAACUUGACUCCUGUUGAUGAAAGCCAGGCGGCCGCCAUGUCCAGCGUGAAGUCCGUCUUCAGCCGCAAGGCAGUGGUCCGCAUGCAGCUGCUGAAGGAGGUGGUAGGAAGUGACUCGUAUCGUGUCAACAAUAAGUACGACCACAACCACACGCCCCUGCCAGUCUGUGAGAUCAUCCAGCGAGCACAAGUCCUGAUUGGUCAGGAGGUGUCCUACGACCUAUUGGGGAGCAACUGCGAGCACUUUGUCACCUUGCUGCGCUAUGGAGAGGGAGUCUCUGAACAGGCUACAAGAGCUAUUGGGGCCAUCAGUUUGGUCACGGCAGCAGCAAGUGCCUUCUCUGUCCUGGGACUGAUUAACACUCGAUCCAGAAACAGGCCCUUCUGACAGCUCCAGUGCAGCUGCUGCGGUUUAAGACAUUUCCUACGGAAAGUCAGCAGCCAUUAUAGGUUGCUGGUGAAAAGAAUCACGAAUAAAAAGAAACAUAUCACAGG
Messenger RNA from Syngnathus acus (greater pipefish), 885 nucleotides. It is a transcript of the gene plaat1, whose product is annotated as phospholipase A and acyltransferase 1. Gene Ontology annotation, biological process: N-acylphosphatidylethanolamine metabolic process. The transcript is spliced from 5 exons. The record is from RefSeq and is a predicted model, not a curated record. Gene Ontology annotation, molecular function: glycerophospholipid phospholipase A1 activity; A2-type glycerophospholipase activity. Lineage: Eukaryota; Metazoa; Chordata; Actinopteri; Syngnathiformes; Syngnathidae. The coding region runs from base 248 to 778 and encodes 176 amino acids. Gene Ontology annotation, cellular component: cytoplasm.